Molecule: messenger RNA, 1083 nt
Organism: Exserohilum turcica Et28A
Lineage: Eukaryota; Fungi; Ascomycota; Dothideomycetes; Pleosporales; Pleosporaceae
Exons: 3
Coding region: 1-1083 (360 amino acids)
Source: RefSeq, a predicted model, not a curated record
AUGGCCAAGACUAACGCUGCCGUCAACCAGAGCGCGGUGACGGUCGGGCUAGAGGCUCUCAGAAACAACGACGUCGACUUUUCCGUGCUCGAGGAAGCCUUUGGGCCUUCGAGCCUGGGCAUUAUUGUGGUGAAGGAUCUUCCUUCCAAGUUCCAUGAUCUGCGACACAGGCUGUUGUCGUAUGCAUCUGCGCUGGGGAACUUGCCUCAGGACGAAUUAGCAAAGCUCGAGUCGCCUGGGUCCAAGUGGCUAGUUGGAUGGUCGUGCGGGAAAGAGACGCUCAAAGACGGCAAAUACGACACGCUCAAAGGAUCCUACUACGUCAACUGCGCGCGUGGAUUUGAAGCGCAGCAGCAGACGGUGGCGGAAAAGUACCCAUCGUUCCCCGAGUACACGGCUCCCAACGUGUGGCCGUCGGAGCAGGUGCUGCCAGGUUUCGAGGCGACGUUCCGCGAGCUGUGUAUUCUAAUCAUAGACAUUGCGGCAUUGGUGGCUAGGGCAUGCGACAGAUACGCCGAAGCCAACAUCGAGGGGUACCAAGCGGGCUAUCUGGAGCAUGUUGUGCAGACAAGCGUUUCUACCAAAGCCAGGCUACUGCAUUACUUCCCCGCGCCAGGCUCGGAUGUGCCGGGCGGUGGUGCUGAAACUGGGAAUGGUGACGAGGACGACUGGUGUGCUACACACAUCGACCAUGGCUGUCUGACCGGGCUGACGUCGGCCAUGUUUGUCGACGAAGCAGCCCAGGCGCCGCAGAGCGGGACGCUGUUCAAGCCGCUGGGGGAGCUUGAGCGGCCGCCCGACGCCAAAGCUGGCCUGUACAUCCACUCGCGCACGGGUGCCGUGACCAAGGUGGGCAUUCCACGUGAGUGUCUGGCGUUCCAGACGGGCGAGGCGCUGGAGAUCAUCACAAAGGGCAAGUUCAAGGCGGUGCCUCAUUUUGUGCGGGGGGCGACGGGCGGCAGCGGGGGGAGCGUGGCUCGGAACACCUUGGCCGUGUUUACGCAGCCGAAUCUGUGGGAAAGGGUCGACGAGCAGAGGGACUUUGCAGCUUUUGCCAAGGAGAUUGUUGAGAAGAAUCACUAG